AUGACUGUGCAAGUACACCAGGUCGGGGUUUACUCCAGACAAGAGGCUGAGGCCCGCGAUGCGCAGGAUCCUCUACGUUCAUUCCGUGAAGAGUUCAUCAUUCCAUCGCGGAAUGACCUUCAGCGAAAGACGCUGGCUGUCGAGGCAGAUCAAGACACCUCAGAACCAAGCAUCUACCUCUGCGGCAACUCUUUAGGCCUCCAACCCCGCAGCACCCAAAAGUACAUCGAAUACUACCUCCGAACAUGGGCAACCAAAGGCGUAACCGGACAUUUCACCCCCCACGAGGACCAAUUCCUCCCUCCAUUUGUCGAUGUCGAUGAGGCUGGAUCGAGGCUUAUGGCGCCUGUUGUUGGUGCGUUGCAGAGUGAGGUUGCUGUUAUGGGUUCGUUGACGGCGAAUAUCCAUGUGUUGCUGGGGAGCUUUUAUCGGCCGACGGAGGGGAGGUUUAAGAUUAUUAUGGAGGGGAAGGCGUUUCCGAGUGAUCAUUAUGCCGUCGAGUCUCAGAUUCAGCUUCACGGUUUCAAUCCGGAUGACGCCAUGGUAUUGAUCGAGCCGGAGAACCACGAGUUCCCGACUCUGAGCACCGAGCAGAUCCUGCGAGUCAUUGAUGAACACGCCUCGAGCACUGCCUUACUCUUCCUCUCCGCAAUCCAAUUCUAUACCGGGCAGUAUUUCAAGAUUGAGAAGAUUACGGCCUAUGCUCGUUCGAAAGGUAUAUUGGUUGGCUGGGAUUGCGCUCAUGCAGCUGGUAAUGUCGACUUGCGAUUGCACGAUUGGGGCGUCGACUUUGCGACAUGGUGCAACUACAAAUAUCUGAACAGUGGACCGGGAGGGAUGGCUGCUAUCUUUGUUCAUGAAAAACAUGGACAGGUGGAUGCUGAGAAGGGAUUCCGGCAAAGGCUUGCUGGAUGGUGGGGAGAUGAUAAGGGCAGACGGUUUCUCAUGGAGAAUAAAUUCGUGCCGCAAUCAGGUGCAGCUGGCUACCAGCUGUCCAACCCAUCCGUCCUUGACAUGAAUGCAGUUGUCGCAUCCUUGGAGCUCUUCAACCGAACCACAAUGGCCGAUAUCCGUAAAAGAUCAUUGGCGCUGACUGGAUACUUGGAACAUCUACUACUGACCUACCCCGUCGACUCGUCUGAGAGGCCUUUUACCAUUAUCACACCGUCGAAUCCAGCAGAACGUGGUGCUCAGCUGAGUCUACGUUUAGAGCCAGGUCUCCUCGACAGCGUUCUGGAGUCGUUAGAGGAACAUGCCAUCGUGGUUGAUGAGAGGAAGCCUGAUGUCAUCCGUGUUGCACCGGCUCCUCUGUACAAUACGUAUGUGGACGUUUGGGAGUUUUGCCAAGUCUUUUUGAAUGCGUGUGUGAAGGCCAAGGCAUAG
Molecule: messenger RNA, 1383 nt
Organism: Aspergillus ruber CBS 135680
Lineage: Eukaryota; Fungi; Ascomycota; Eurotiomycetes; Eurotiales; Aspergillaceae
Gene: bna5-1
Product: kynureninase
Exons: 4
Coding region: 1-1383 (460 amino acids)
Biological process (GO): NAD+ biosynthetic process
Cellular component (GO): cytoplasm
Molecular function (GO): kynureninase activity; pyridoxal phosphate binding
Source: RefSeq, a predicted model, not a curated record